AUGGAAAAUUUCCAUUCGUUUCGAUCAAAAUGUCGUGAAAAUCAACGAAAUCGAGUCUGGUUUGUUAAGGUAUGGCGCCAUGGUGAUCGCGCACCAGAGCAAACUUAUCCAACUGAUAAGCAUCAGGAGAAUGCAUGGCCCAAUGGAUUCGGUGAAUUGACCGAGAUUGGUAUGAGACAGCAGUAUUCUUUGGGCCGUCUUAUUCGAGAGCGAUACAUCGACAGUGUACAGCAUCCAUUGUUAUCUCCAACUUAUGAAGCAGAAGAAAUAUAUGUUCGUAGUACAGACGUUAAUCGAACUUUGGUGAGUGCGAUGGCUAAUCUGGCUGGAAUGUACCCUAACGGUAUUAUCGGAGAAGACUAUCCAGAUGCGGCAAAAGGUGACUGGCCAGCUCACUGGACUCCAAUACCUGUGCAUACCGUCAAAUACGAAACAGACCACAUCGGUAACGCAUUCGCAAAAUGUGAGCGUGCAUCACAACUGGGAAAACAAAUUCGUUCAAGUAAAUUGUUCCAAAAAUAUGCGACGGAUAAUGAGGUUAGUGGUGAUUGUUUGAUCUACUGUAGAUUUCUUGGUAUGAACCGAUGCAAGCAUUCAAUUGCUGGGUAUCGAACGUCUUCUCGCUUGCAGAAACAGUACAAUUUGUCACAACCGGAAUGGUUAACGGAUGAAGUUGCCGCAAAGAUAUUGAAUCUUACCGAAGUUUCUUAUAAAUCCGUGUACGGAUUAUUGGAACCGCGUGUGCCAGAAAUGAUCAAAUUACGUGGAGGUUCUCUGCUGAAAGCGAUUGUGGAGAAAAUGAAUGAAAAAAUUCGAUGCGCCGCAGCGGAUCACCAGGUUGACCCAAGCUGUGAUUGGAUGCGACCGCUGAAGUAUUACGCUUAUUCAGCUCAUGAUACAACGGUGUCAGCGUUGCUAGCCACUCUUGGCAACGAGGAAGAAGUGCUGAAAGGUAAAAUGCCCAAAUACACGGCUUCUGUGGCUAUCGAACUUUGGAUGACUGACACUGGACCAGCUGUGAAGAUCCUCUUUCGUUGUGCUUAUCGUCUCAAAUUCCAUCCAAUCACUUCAUUAACGCCCGGCUGUCCAACAGAUAGCGAAUUUUGCCCGAUAUCACGCUUCGAAAAACGCUCAAAGGAGUUCAUGCCCGUCGAUAUCGUUGCCGAAUGCAAACCGAAGUCUUAG
This is a messenger RNA of Anisakis simplex (herring worm), 1185 nucleotides long. The record is from the annotation of a GenBank genome assembly. NCBI's taxonomy places the organism in Eukaryota, Metazoa, Nematoda, Chromadorea, Rhabditida, Anisakidae.